AUGAAGGUGACUAGAGAAGACAGUGGUUCGAGAUAUUUUAGCAAGGUGGCCAGCGAGAAUAGCACGAGAGCGAAAUGCAAAAAAAAAGAGAUAUUUCUUCAUCGUCCGAGGAAAAAGACCAGGCUGAGCUUGUCACUCUUCACAGUCUUCUUCUCGCAGGAUUAUAAAGCUUGGAACUUUUUUGAGGUUGAGAAAAGAAAAGAAAAAGGCGAAAGGAAGCAGACGGCCCACCCAACCCCGAUCUCCAUGGCCGGGGGCGAGCUGAUCCUGGCGCUCCCGGACGACGUGCUGGCCCUGAUCUCCGCCCACCUCCGCCCGCGGGACCUCCUGGCGCUCUCCGCCGCCGACCGCCGCCUCCACGCGGCCCUCUCCGCUGCCGACAAGCCCUGGCUGGCGCAGUGCCGCCGCCUGCUCCCUUCUUCUUCCCCGCCGUCGCACCUCCUCUCAUGGCGCGCCGCCGCCGGGGGCUCCUCUCUUACCGUCUGCCGCUUCCUCCACUCCGCGGCCCCGCUCCGCGGUCUCUGGGCGCAGCAGAACCCGGAGCUGGGCAACCUGGUGGCGGCGCUCCCGGGGUUCCUCUCCCUCGUCGCCAUCCGCGCCAUCCCGCAGGAGCUCUCCCCGCGCCUCCGCUGGGCGCCCGUCUUCGAGCUCCUCGCCGACGCCCAUGGCCGCCCCGCGCUCCUCUUCCUCCACGGCGCCGGAUCCCUCUUCCCCGGCCGCCUCUCCUCCCUCCACCCCAACACCAACGCCCUCCUCCUCGAGGCCCUCGCGCCUUCUCCCUCUUCUUCCUCCUCCAGCUUCUCCCGCCUCUCCUUCGGUAACCGCUGCGGCCUGCUCGAUGCGCUCGUCGCCUCCUGCCGCGUCAAGCUCCCGCCGGACCUCGCCGCGGCGCCGCUCUUCGCGCGCUCCGAUGAGGACCUCCCCUUGCUCGCCGCGCGCCGGGAGGCGAUGCUGCGUCUGCACAAGGAUUCGUCGUCGUCCGGCGGCGGCAUGGUGAGCCGGGCAGAGCUCGAGGCUCUGCUGCUGGAAGCAGCCAAGAAGAUGCCGCCGACGACGAACGGCGAUGCUGCAGGUGAUAAGGUUCCCCUUCGGAGGAGCCUGUCUGCGAUGGCCGGGUUCGUCAGGAAAGGGCUGCUGCAGAUGGUGACGCGCUCUGCGUCGGCCAAUUCAACGGUAGAGUUCGGAGGCAGCAAGCAUCUGGCAUUGGACGAGUUCUUGCGCGCCGGCAAGAGCGUUGGCCUGAGCCUCCGGGGCGCCCAGCUGCGGCUGUCGACCUACCGAGCGUGGCCAAGCAUGCAUGGCAACCGGUUCGCGCUCUACAAGCUGGCGACACAGGCGCCGGUGCCCGGCCGGGAGUAUGCCGGACUGUGGGGAGGCACAUUCGGGUGGCCACCGGGGCGGCCGGAGGAUGACCGCAAACCACGGAAGGCCCUCUUCUUCCUGCUCCUCUCCUACGAGGAAGACAGCGAGAGGAAGCUUAUGCUGAUCGCAACCAAGGUGUUGGAGGGCACACACUAUGUCGUGCAUCCCAAUGGGUCGGCCAUGUUUAUCGCGCGGAUGGGCGAGCCAUCGACAGAGGCAUUUCCAUGGCAGUCCGACGAGGAUUCCCGCCGUGUGGACAUUGCGAGAAGCUUUGCCGGGGAGGGCAUUGCAGCGGGGUAUGGGUUCAGGUACCCUGGCUCAAAGCCCGGGUCACUCUUUGCUCUCCAGGAUGGCCGGCUCGCCUUUGUUUGGAGAGACAACAAGUCUGUACUCACUUUGCAAAGGCUCGACUUGGAGGAGCUGCUGAGGAAAGGGGAGCGUGUGCCCGCGUUGCCGCCGAUACCAAACUUUGCAUACCUCACAAAGUCUCUCUCCAAUGUGUUCUCUGUGACCCAUAACAGUUCCGGCUGCUCAUCUUCUCCCAGGUAAAAGGCUUGGCGAAGGGAUGACAACCUCAUUUAGAGGCAAAGCGAGCGGCCCGUUGCUGGAUCAUGCUGUGUGAUGUUCUUCGUUGGCAGGCUAUGUAGUCUCCAGCGCCUUCUGAUAUGAUGUCUCACUGCCGCCGAGGGGAGAAACGACGCGGCAGUGGUAAAUAUAGUAUCCUCAGGCAAGGGAAUGGCACUUUCCUUGCAAAAAGAAAGAAAGAUAGCAAAUCAAUAUUCUAUACGCAUAUCUGUAUUGCCACUAUUUUUUGUAGUUUCAUGCUUCUGCUUUGAAAAUUGACAACAUUUAACUGGAAUUAGCUACCAUCUGACACCAGCCAGUAUUCUCUGACUUAAGUCACCUGACUUUGUGAGGCUGGCUGGCAUGGCCUGCAAUUUUUUUUUUCAGCGUGUAUACAGAUGGCCUAGCAAAGCUAUAUGAAAGACAAACUACUAGCAUUGCCAUC
This is a messenger RNA of Brachypodium distachyon (stiff brome), 2371 nucleotides long. Its product is annotated as F-box protein At5g39450. The transcript is spliced from 3 exons. Gene Ontology annotation, molecular function: protein binding. The record is from RefSeq and is a predicted model, not a curated record. Lineage: Eukaryota; Viridiplantae; Streptophyta; Magnoliopsida; Poales; Poaceae. Bases 1 to 1911 code for a protein of 636 amino acids.